AUGUUCUCCGACGGUCACGGAAAUUCUGGAGCCGCCAGUAGCUCGCAAGACCAGCAGGCCUCACACCCGAACGCCGCUGUAUCGUCCAGCCUCCACAUAUCUCCCGCAGCUUCACCCGACUCCGAGUUCCUCACCCGUCUUCAAAAAUGGUCCACGAAAGUACCAGACUACUACAUUGCUCCAGUUUGCGGCGCCAGCGCGGGUGUGGCGUCCGGGAUCGUGACAUGCCCCCUUGAUGUGAUUAAAACGAAGCUGCAAGCGCAAGGGGGAUUCCUACGACGAAGGGGCCAGGAUGUGGAGGCAAAGGCGUUAUAUCGAGGCAUGCUGGGCACUGGGCGUAUUAUAUGGCGUCAAGAUGGGAUUCGAGGUUUGUACCAGGGAUUGGGUCCAAUGCUCUUGGGUUACCUACCUACCUGGGCCGUCUAUUUGGCUGUUUAUGAUCGGUCACGAGAGUAUUUUUACGAAACUACCGAUAGCUGGUGGCUAUCUCGAGGUUAUGCUUCCAUAACGGCCGGCGCUUGCUCUACUAUUGUCACCAAUCCCAUUUGGGUCAUCAAAACACGGCUCAUGUCACAAAGUCUCAAAUCCAACAGCGAAGGAUACACGGCUCCAUGGCAGUACUCCAGUACCUGGGAUGCGGCCCGAAAAAUGUACAGGACCGAGGGACUCAGGUCGUUUUAUUCGGGACUCACACCAGCGCUUCUCGGAUUGACGCACGUCGCAAUACAAUUCCCACUUUACGAAUAUCUAAAGAUGGCAUUUACCGGAUACGGCAUUGGGGAGCACCCUGAUAACGGCGGCUCUCACUGGAUAGGCAUAUCCUGUGCCACUUUCCUCAGCAAAGUCUGUGCCAGUACAAUCACAUAUCCACACGAAGUUUUGCGAACAAGACUUCAAACACAACAGCGAACAUCCCCCGCACCAUCUCCUGAAGAAAUCUCAUUUCGUGGAGGGUUAGAUCGCCCUCAAGAUUGUGGUAGGCCUCCGGGUGCGGCUUCGUCGGACGGCAUGCCCAACCGACCUCGGUAUACGGGUGUCAUUCGCACAUUUCAAACCAUCUUAAGAGAGGAGGGUUGGCGUGCGUUUUAUUCCGGAAUCGGCGUGAACCUAUUUCGUGCUGUUCCAGCUGCCAUGACCACCAUGCUUACCUACGAGUACCUCAGAAAGCUUAUCGGUCACAUGCAGCAUGAAGGAGACACAAAGCUACGUAUAGCAGAAGCAGACGCAGCGGCCCUUGAAAAGGCGAUCUUGCUGCAGGAUGAGUAA
Molecule: messenger RNA, 1266 nt
Organism: Aspergillus clavatus NRRL 1
Lineage: Eukaryota; Fungi; Ascomycota; Eurotiomycetes; Eurotiales; Aspergillaceae
Product: putative mitochondrial carrier protein
Exons: 2
Coding region: 1-1266 (421 amino acids)
Biological process (GO): pyrimidine nucleotide import into mitochondrion
Cellular component (GO): mitochondrion
Molecular function (GO): pyrimidine nucleotide transmembrane transporter activity
Source: RefSeq, a predicted model, not a curated record